Periophthalmus magnuspinnatus is the source of this 1268-nucleotide messenger RNA. It is a transcript of the gene foxl2a, whose product is annotated as forkhead box L2a. The transcript has a single exon. Bases 191 to 1129 code for a protein of 312 amino acids. Gene Ontology annotation, molecular function: DNA-binding transcription factor activity, RNA polymerase II-specific; RNA polymerase II cis-regulatory region sequence-specific DNA binding. The record is from RefSeq and is a predicted model, not a curated record. NCBI's taxonomy places the organism in Eukaryota, Metazoa, Chordata, Actinopteri, Gobiiformes, Gobiidae. Gene Ontology annotation, biological process: regulation of transcription by RNA polymerase II; anatomical structure morphogenesis; cell differentiation.
UUCACAAUCACAAACCACAACUAGAGUAGCGCCUCCAUCAGAAACUAAAAAUCUUCACAAGAAGUGGAUCUAGUGCGCAUACCAUUGUGAAGUGCCGAUGUAAGGAAUCCAACGCGCUGUUUACAAAAAGAUUGCAGUGGAUUUGUAACUUCAAUUGUCGUUUACUGAGUUUUCUGCAUCUGGACUUUCUAUGGUUUUGGAGUCAGAAAUGAUGGCUACUUAUCAAAGCCCGGAGGAGGAGGCUAUGGCGUUGAUGAUCCAUGACACGAAUACGACCAAAGAGAAAGAACGAACCAAAGAGGAGCCGGUGCAGGACAAGAGCGUAGAGAAGCCGGAUCCGACCCAAAAGCCACCAUACUCCUACGUGGCCCUCAUCGCCAUGGCGAUCCGCGAGAGCUCCGAGAAGCGCCUCACGCUGUCCGGUAUCUACCAAUACAUCAUCAGUAAGUUCCCCUUUUAUGAAAAGAACAAGAAGGGAUGGCAAAAUAGCAUCCGUCACAACCUGAGCCUCAACGAGUGCUUCAUAAAAGUUCCGCGGGAAGGCGGUGGCGAGAGAAAGGGGAACUACUGGACACUGGACCCGGCCUGUGAGGACAUGUUCGAGAAGGGAAACUAUCGCAGAAGGCGCAGGAUGAAGCGCCCGUUCAGACCUCCGCCAACUCACUUCCAACCUGGUAAGUCGCUGUUUGGAGGCGACGGCUACGGUUAUCUCUCCCCACCCAAGUACCUGCAGACCGGUUUUAUGAACAACUCGUGGUCCCUCGGCCAGCCACCUGCCCCGAUGUCCUACGCGUCCUGUCAAAUGGCCAGCGGCAACGUGAGUCCGGUCAACGUCAAGGGGCUGUCUGCGCCUUCUUCCUACAAUCCUUAUUCACGAGUGCAGAGCAUGGCGCUGCCCAGCAUGGUGAACUCUUACAACGGCAUGAGUCACCACCAUCAUCCCGCGCACCCCCAUCACACUCAGCAGCUCAGCCCGGCCACAGCUGCGCCGCCCCCGGUCUCAUCCAGCAACGGCGCCGGGCUCCAGUUUGCCUGCUCCCGCCAGCCCUCGGAGCUCUCCAUGAUGCAUUGCUCGUACUGGGAACACGAGACCAAACACUCGGCCUUACACACGAGGAUUGAUAUAUAGUCUGAGCGCUCUUGAAUGAGAGUAAUUCCUGUAAUUUCAAAACAACCAUCGGACUAUUUGAAGAGACUUUCUGGCGUGUUGUUUGUGUCUGACACACGACGCAGCUGGGAGUUUUAUGCACAUCAAUUCAAAGUCAAAA